CGCGACGUAAUCCUGAAGGAAUGUUCCCCCCAAACUUCAAUUGUACUGCAUAUCGCGUGUUCUGCGAAGCUCGAGCUUACUCCUCCCACGAUUCGAAACUCCCCUCGUCAACUUGCGCCUCCGCUUUACUUCAGGGCUAAGCAGCGCAGUAGAUUUCCCCAAUCGUCCUGAAGAUUACCCCGCAAUUUUCGGCAACCCAAGCCUAGCACAACACAAUAUCACUCCAAGACGCAGUCCCUCCUUAAUUGUUAAGGGAAGAAAAAACCAGCCAAUCCCCAAACCAAUUCAAACCAACGCACCCACCCGCCAACCAAGAUGUCCAAGCCCAUCCCCAUCGUGGACUCACACAUCCACCUAUUCCCCGAAUCCCACCUACCGACCUUGGCCUGGCACGGGCCCCAAAACCCACUGGGCGCUCAGCACUCGGUCACCGAGUACCGCCAGGCGACUGCCUCUGCCUCCGCGAUCGCGACCAGCCCGAGCGCCGCCCGCGGCGCAGCGCCCUAUCUCCGGGGCUUCAUCUUCCUAGAGACCGACCGCAUCUCCUCGGUGGAGGAAGACUCGGAGAACCGCGGCUGGUCCCACGCGCUGGACGAGGUCUCCCUCCUGACGCGGAUCAUCGCGGGCGACCCCGUGCCCGGGGAGGGCCAUACGGCGGCGGAUCGCCAUCUGUGUCUUGGGAUGGUGCCGUGGGCGCCGGUACCCGGGGGUCCCGGGGUGUUGGAGAGGUAUAUGGGGCUGGUGCGGGAGCGGACGGGGGAUGCUCUGUUCCACAAAGUCUGCGGGGUUCGGUAUCUGGUUCAGGAUAAGCCGGCCGGGGUGAUGGUGCAGGCGGGGUUCGUGAAGGGGUUGCGAUGGCUGGGGCGACAGGGGCUGGCGUUCGAUCUGGGGGUCGAUGCGAGGCAAGGCGGGAUGUGGCAGUUGAGGGAGGCGGCGGAGAUGUUGAGGUUGGUGUUUCGGGAUGGGUCGCGCGUGAAGGUCGUUAUUAAUCAUCUCUGUAAGCCGAAUCUUCGCCUGCCGUAUCGUGGCCCGGCUUCUGUUGCUACUCAUCCGGAUUUCUUGGAGUGGUCGGCCUUGAUCAUGGCCAUGGCGCAGUAUCCUUCGACGUUUAUGAAGCUCUCCGGAGGGUUCUCGGAGCUGCUGCCGCUGGAGGAGGGGACGGAGCCGGAUGUCAAGGCGCUGGUGGACAGGAUUCAGCCGUGGACUGAUCUCGUGUUCGAUGUCUUUGGGCCGCAGAGGGUCAUGUUUGGGUCGGAUUGGCCGGUUUGCAAUGUCGGCGGCGGAGGGAAUGCGGUUUCGUGGGGCCGGUGGAAGAGGGUCGUCGAGGAGAUCUUGGACCGCAGAGGCUUGUCCCAGGCGGAGAGAGAAGGGGUUUGGGGCGGUGUUGCUGUCAAGGCUUACGGCGUGGAGAUUUGAGUCUGUACUUAAUGGUUACGCUCAGGCUUAUUCAUAGCUAGCUAUAUAUGCGACGUGAUAUGCAAGGUCUCGGU
Aspergillus fijiensis CBS 313.89 is the source of this 1490-nucleotide messenger RNA. RefSeq lists its product as uncharacterized. Gene Ontology annotation, molecular function: hydrolase activity. NCBI's taxonomy places the organism in Eukaryota, Fungi, Ascomycota, Eurotiomycetes, Eurotiales, Aspergillaceae. The transcript is spliced from 2 exons. The record is from RefSeq and is a predicted model, not a curated record. The coding region runs from base 316 to 1416 and encodes 366 amino acids.